UUAUAUAGUCAUUGAAAUCAGUCCUUAAAAAUAAAAUAAAAUUUGUUUCUAAUCUAUCAAUGGCGUCUAGAGCGACAUCACUUUUCUUCUUCUUCUUUUUUCUCAUCUCUUGCGCAUUCUUGUUGCAUGAAACCAAUGCAUCAAACAACAAGGACAGUAGCAAUAUUCCAUCGUGCGGAUCGAGAGAUGAUUGUGAUGGCAUAUGGUGUAAAGGAGAAGGAAAGGCUGGAAAGUGUAACAUGUGGACUUGUGACAUUGAAGAAGAUUGUCUUAAGAUUGUUCGUUGCGAAAAUUUGCCAGGACCUUAUUGUAUGGAAGGACUAUGUACUUGUUAAAAUAUAUGAACGCUUUGUGUUAAGAAAGAACUGCUUAGUGCAUCUCUGAAAUAAAAUGGUUCAUUGGGUAAUCUGUUUUUCUAA
Messenger RNA from Capsella rubella, 419 nucleotides. Its product is annotated as defensin-like protein 293. The transcript has 2 exons. NCBI's taxonomy places the organism in Eukaryota, Viridiplantae, Streptophyta, Magnoliopsida, Brassicales, Brassicaceae. The record is from RefSeq and is a predicted model, not a curated record. Bases 60 to 335 code for a protein of 91 amino acids.